AUUCGUGAAACCCUAGGCUGUGGUCUGUGGAGAUAAUAAUAUGUUGGUAGAAGAUCCUGACUCCUGGUUAUGGAAGCAAAACACGCCAAUACCUUCGAACAAACAGUUGCAGCGAACGAGUAGAAGAGCAAAAACUAUAAGCGAUUGAGAUUUGGGGAAAGACUGGUUGUAGAAGCGAUGAAGGAAUGCGAGCUCUGCAACCAUCCGGCCAGGAUGUUUUGCGAUUCAGAUCAGGCGAGUUUGUGUUGGGAUUGUGAUGCGAAAGUUCACGGUGCGAAUUUCCUCGUCGCGAGACAUUCAAGGAGUCUUCUUUGCCAUGUUUGUCAAUCUCCGACGCCGUGGAAAGCUUCGGGAGCGAAGCUUGGUCCUACGGUCUCGGUUUGCGAGAAGUGUGUUAAUAGUUCCAACGGGAGGGUGGAGCGAGCUGGAGUAGUUAGAGCUGAUGAAGAAAGCGGAGGGAACGACGAUGAGAUUGAUCGAGAUGUUGAUGAUGAAGACGAUGAUGUGGAUGAUGACGACGACGAUGAUGAUGAAGACGGAGGCGAUGACGACGACGAUGACCUUGACAGCGACGGCGAGGAUGAUGACGACGGAGAGAACCAGGUGGUUCCUUGGUCGUCUACCCCUCCUCCGCCGGUCGCCAGUUCUUCUAGCAGUGAUGAGUCUUCGAGUAGUGGUGGGAGAGGUGGUGACGAGUCAGCGAUGCCUUAUUCGUUCAAACGGAUGCGUGAGAAUGCAGAUCUCUGGUAUCAAGAUGAUCUCGGCUGUUCGUCAUCCCACCUAAACAACGAUAACCUGGGGGCAGCGGCCGAUCGGAACUUGGCGGACGGCGAAGCUACGUCUUAUCGAGCUUUAUUAAUGCCUUGGAGGGAUCGAAAGAGAAACAUAGGCGAAUCGACUUCGGAGGCGCUCGCUAGCUCGCUUAAGAGAUUCCAUCGAGACAAACUUGCCAGUAAAGACAACUCCUCAGUGAUAUUUGGUUUUACUAGAGCCGUUGAUCUCGUGUCCUCAAGCGCUCAGUAGUCCUUCGAUCUAAAUUAGCUUUUUUUUUUUCGUAUUUUCUUUACUGAUUUAUUGAUCAUGUUUUCUAACACAAAUCUCGAUUAAUCACUCUUUCUAACCAUUACUAUUA
Molecule: messenger RNA, 1132 nt
Organism: Nelumbo nucifera (sacred lotus)
Lineage: Eukaryota; Viridiplantae; Streptophyta; Magnoliopsida; Proteales; Nelumbonaceae
Molecular function (GO): zinc ion binding
Source: RefSeq, a predicted model, not a curated record